AUGAAGACGAAGAGACAUGGAGAAGAGGAGUGGGAGAGACAUGGUGACAUGCCUGAUGGUGUUCCGGGUCAGCUAAUGAUGAUGAAGACGAAGAAACAGAGAGAAGAGGAUUGGGACAGGCUCAGUGACUUACCUGAUGAUAUUCUGCUGCAUAUAGUGAAAUUGUUAAGCACAAAACAAGCUGUUCAGACUGGUUUCUUAUCUAAAAGGUGGAAGGACAUUUGGAAAUGUGGUCUCACUAAUCUCAAAUUCAGUUGGGCAGACUUUUGGGAUGUUGCCAAUUUUAACAAAUGUGUGUCUUUGGUUCUGUCUAGUCAAAAUUGCUCCUCCUCCUCCCUGCACAGUCUUGAGUUAUCUUUCUGCUGCUUUAUUAGAUCUAAACCCGUUGACCGCGAAUUGCAGAGUAGGGUCAUUAGAUAUGCUGUACUUCACAGUGUUCAGCAUGUGACAAUCGACAUAGAGUUGACAUUCUCACUCACACCCGAAUUUCAGCUUCCCCCGAUCAUGUUUUCCUGCCCAUCUUUGACAUUUCUUAAUAUUUGCAUUGAUAACAAACAAAAGAUCAAACUUCCCAAAUCUUUCCAUUUGCCAGCUUUAAGAAGCUUGUAUCUUGCCUAUGUCACUUUUACUGCAAGUGACGACAAUGACUGUGUGGAGCCUUUUUCUACCUGUAACAUGUUGAAUACUUUGGUCAUUCAAUUUUGUUAUUUGGACUUUUAUGCACAUGUCCUCCACAUUUCUAAUUCUAACCUUUCCAGUUUGACCAUACGCCACUGUCAUGCUUAUUACAAAAUUGCACUUAGUACUCCAAAUCUCACUUCUCUUACUAUCAGAGGCACUCCUAUUCUCCAACUAUCCUUCAAAUGCAAUCUUUCUUUUCUUGAUGAAGUAUAUAUUGAUGCAAGUGCAAGGUUUGAAAGGGUUUUAGAUAUUGACACCAGAAGGAAGAGAGAUUUAGUCAUCAUAAACUUGCUGCAAGUGCUCGCGAAUGACUCCGUCGUUAGACCAAUGAACUGA
This is a messenger RNA of Gastrolobium bilobum, 1017 nucleotides long. Its product is annotated as putative F-box/LRR-repeat protein At4g15060. The coding region runs from base 1 to 1017 and encodes 338 amino acids. Gene Ontology annotation, molecular function: protein binding. Lineage: Eukaryota; Viridiplantae; Streptophyta; Magnoliopsida; Fabales; Fabaceae. The transcript has 2 exons. The record is from RefSeq and is a predicted model, not a curated record.